AUGAAUCCCGAAUAUGACUACCUGUUCAAGCUGCUCCUCAUCGGUGACUCCGGUGUUGGAAAGUCUUGCUUGUUGCUCCGGUUUGCCGACGACACCUACACGGAAAGCUACAUCUCGACCAUUGGUGUCGACUUCAAAAUUCGCACAAUCGAACUAGAUGGCAAGACUGUGAAGCUUCAGAUCUGGGAUACCGCCGGCCAAGAGCGAUUCCGCACUAUCACAUCUUCCUACUACCGGGGCGCUCACGGAAUCUGUGUGGUAUACGAUGUCACCGACAUGGACUCUUUCAACAACGUGAAGCAGUGGCUCCAGGAGAUUGACCGGUACGCCACCGAGGGCGUCAACAAGCUGCUUGUUGGCAACAAGAGUGAUAUGGAGGAUAAGAAGGUUGUGGAAUACACUGUAGCCAAGGAGUUUGCCGACAGCCUCGGAAUCCCUUUCCUUGAGACCUCCGCCAAGAACGCGUCGAAUGUUGAGCAGGCUUUCUUGACAAUGGCACGACAGAUCAAGGAGCGCAUGGGAACGGCCACCGUCAACAACAAGCCAACUGUUCAGGUUGGCCAGGGACAAGGUGUCCAGUCCGGAUCGGCAGGUGGCUGCUGCUAG
This is a messenger RNA of Penicillium antarcticum, 606 nucleotides long. Its product is annotated as Rab family GTPase YPT1. Gene Ontology annotation, molecular function: GTP binding; GTPase activity. The transcript has 5 exons. Bases 1 to 606 code for a protein of 201 amino acids. Lineage: Eukaryota; Fungi; Ascomycota; Eurotiomycetes; Eurotiales; Aspergillaceae. The record is from RefSeq and is a predicted model, not a curated record.